AUGAUUCGACAAAUUAUAGAUCGAAAAGUCAAACUAAAAAUAAAAACAAGUAACUGUCGCAAGUUAUCGGGAAGGCAAAGUCCCGCCUACAUUGAGAAAGUCCAUCAGAAUAUGGAAGAUAUAACAUUGGUUUGGUUUGAUAAAAACAUUGAUGUUAGAACAGAUACAAUACAAACACGAAAAAUGCUUCGAGAAAUUAAUGACUACGUUAUUUUUCAUAGGCAAUUAGAUGAAUGUGUUGAAUACAUAAAAUCAAUUGAAAACCAAAAAAUAUUUUUCGUUACAUCAGGAGCAUGUGCAGAAAGCAUUUUACCGUUAGUACAAAAAAUAAGACAGAUCGAUUCCAUUUUCAUUUUUUGUAUGAGAAAAUCAAAGUAUGAGCAUUUAAUGGAUGAAUAUACGGAAAUCAUUGGAAUUUAUACUACACAAGAUGAAUUAGUUAGUUCAAUCCUUGAAAAUGUUCAUUUAAUUGAAAAAAACUUGCAGACGUUUAGUUUUUAUGAUCAACAACAAAAAUUAACUCGAGAUCUAACGAAAGAAGCAGCAUCGUUUUUUCGAUUUCAAUUAUUCAUAAAGGCCAUGUUGAAUAUGCCCAAAACUUCAGAAUCUAAACAAGAAAUGGUCUCAAAAUGUCAGGAAUAUUAUCGUGGAAAUAAUAAAGAAUUAAAAUUUAUACAAGAAUUUAAUAAAACGUAUAAAUCUACCGAUUGUAUUCGUUGGUAUACGAAACAAUGUUUCCUUUAUAAAUUGAUUAAUAAAGCAUUACGAACAGAAGAUAUAAAACAAUUAUAUACGUUUCGUUUCUUUAUUGUCGACCUUUGCACGAGUCUUGCUCAACAAUAUAGACAAAUACGUGACUCAUCCAUCGUUCAUUUAUAUCGUGGUGUUAAAGUAUCGAAUGAUGAAUCUGAAAUGCUGAAAAGUAGCAUAGAUCGAUUAGUAUCAAUAAAUGGAUUCCUAUCAACAACUCGAUCUCGUCAUCUUGCUUUAAAUUUUGCCACAAAACCAACAAAACGAAUGGAUAUUGUUCCAGUUCUAUUUGAAAUUGAAGUUGACAGAACACAAACAACGACUGUUUUCGCAGAUAUAUCUGAAUGGAGUGAUUAUCCUCAAGAGCAAGAAGUGUUAUUUGAUGUAGGGGCUGUAUUUGAGAUUUCUAAUGUUAAAGUCAAUGAAGAACAACAUGUUUGGAUAAUUAAAAUGAAAGCAAUAAAUAAAGGCUUGGAAUGGAUUCAAAUAAGCAGAAAAGAACUGGAACAAUUAUGUACUCCACAAGGAACUGGCAAAUUAUGUGAACUGACUUUGAGUUUCACUACAAGUAUGGAUAUAGCUCAUGAUAGACGAUUUGUAAUAGCUGGGCUUAAUUCCGAUGAAUUUACUUCUAUAAUUGAAAAAUUGAAAAAACACACUGAGCACCUAAUCAUUCAAAUCGAUACUUUUAAAGAGUUUGAAGCAUAUGUAAAUUCAAAUACAAAUAUGAAAAUAACAAUGUUCAUGGGAAACCAACAGUUUCUCUAUUUCUCAUCGAUUAUACAAGAUGUCGAUGCAAUUGAGCAUGUCUAUGUACUCGUCGACCAAAGUGAUAAACAUUCAACGGAGCCGAAUUCGAACUCGAAAGUAGAGUUAAAAUUUUCGUCUGUAAACGAUCUUUUGUCGGAAUUGGUAGAUCAGCUGGCAAAUGAAUAUCUAGAAAAAGCGGAAUUCCUUGAAAAAAAAGGUGAAAUUAAUUUAGCAAAUGAAAAGCAUGACAUUGGACAAAAAAUAUACGAAAUAUGGAUGAACCAUGAUGUUCAGCCAUCAGAAUACAAACCAUCACAAUGUGCCACAAUGGGACAGUUGUCAUUUCUUUUAUUUCAAACGAAUGCCGCUGACCAAGCGUUAAUUAUUAAAGAAAAAUUUGAAUUGGCAACGGGUACAAUACUGUUUUCUACCAGCAGUGAAAACCGUUGUUUAGAAUAUUUACAAUUGAAUGCGACGAAAAAUUUUUUAAUAAUUGUUUGUGGAAAUGAUUUACCAGAAACAAUUUCGAAUUUUGCCAGACAUUUUCCACAAAUAUAUGCUAUAUAUCCUUUCGGUGUUAACAACGUUUUAGGUACCAGUGAAAAAAUUCGAGGUGUUUUUAAGAACGAAAAUAAUCUGUUCUAUCAACUAACAAAUGAUAUUAUUGAUUAUUAUACUCACGAAGCUGACGUAUACAUGCGUUUGGCUCAACAUAAAUUGUCUGGUGACAAAUAUCAAGAAGCAUUUAAAUGGGCUACAAUACUAGAUCAAAUGUUGAAAAACUCAUUAUAA
This is a messenger RNA of Didymodactylos carnosus, 2292 nucleotides long. The record is from the annotation of a GenBank genome assembly. NCBI's taxonomy places the organism in Eukaryota, Metazoa, Rotifera, Eurotatoria, Philodinida, Philodinidae.